Phragmites australis (common reed) is the source of this 2563-nucleotide messenger RNA. RefSeq lists its product as uncharacterized. The record is from RefSeq and is a predicted model, not a curated record. Lineage: Eukaryota; Viridiplantae; Streptophyta; Magnoliopsida; Poales; Poaceae. Gene Ontology annotation, biological process: post-transcriptional regulation of gene expression. Gene Ontology annotation, cellular component: cytoplasm. The transcript is spliced from 5 exons. Bases 229 to 2262 code for a protein of 677 amino acids. Gene Ontology annotation, molecular function: mRNA binding.
CUCCCCCUCCGCCUCCCACCAGUGCACGACUAUUGCUAACCCCUGCUCCGGAUCCCCCCUCCCGAGGCCACCCGAUCCGCGGAUUAGCCGUCCCCCAACCCCAUCCGGGUAUUUGAUUCCGUCCCAAUCUUAUCGGAUCUCUCUGGGGUUUUGAUUUCCCAUCGUUAUCAUUUUUGGGGUUUUUUUUUUUUUUUUUGUUGCGCGUUUGUUGCUUGGUGUGUUGUUGGUAUGAAGAUGAUGGGUGCGAGGGCGGCGGCGGCGGAGGGGAGGACGGAGGAGAAAGAGAUGGACUUGCUUCUCAGCGAGAUCCCUCACGUCACGUCGCCGCAGGGGCAGCAGCGCGGCGGCGCCGGCGUCAUCGGCCACGGCAACGGCGUGCAUGGCGCCGCGGGUGGUAACGGGUUCGCCGCGCAGCGCUACGGUGGCGAGGACGCGUACUACGCUGUGGUCCUGAACCGUCGCGAUGAUGGCGGUCAAGCUCAGGGCGGCGGCGGCUUCCACGCGCCGCUCUCCGUGGGCUCCGCGCCGUUACAGGCGUCCAUCCCGUUCGUUGGUAGCGCGCCAUCGCUGUUGGCGCAGGCGGUGGACGACCAGGAGAAGCAGUGGCUCGCGAACCAGCUCCGCGGCCUGCACAUCGGGGACGCGCCCGCCGCGGGCGCACAGGCCGCGCUACAGCGCCAGGACCCGCCACUCCAGUCAGUUAAGAACGCGGCCCCCGCGGAUGUCCUCGCCGCGCACAGUGCGUACUAUGGCUACAACUUUGGGGCGCCAGGUUCUUCCGUCCACCAUGAACACCUGUCCCUUGAUCAGGCCAAGACGGUCGGGUACGUCGCAGCACGGCCGCAUCGCUUCGUGUCGGACGUUGGCUUGGAUGGCUACAGCGGGUUCCCCAGAGGCUUGGACACCAGCAUUGGCGGCUUGGUGUACAAUAGGGUAGGGAAUGACACUGGCAUUGGUUGGGGCCAAGGGUUGGUGCACCCUGAUCUCGCCGAGUCGUACGUGGUCUCUGGUCAGGCUGGUGCAGAACACAAGUGGGAAUUCUUCAGUCCUAGUCCCAUUGCCCUCAACGCCCGCGGCGGACCGAAGCUGCACUAUGCGUAUGGUGUCCCUAUUGCAGACAAUGGGUUUGCGAGAGGCGGCUUCGGUCAAUUUGAGGCAUUCCGUUGCGAGAACAAUGUGAUAUUUGAUGGGAAGAAGAACAUAAACUUCCUGGACCGUGGGAGGGAGAGGAGAUUCCAGCAGUGUGUCAGUAACAGGGCACUGGAGCUGGGGAAUUCUAAGACGCUGAGAUAUGAGAACAUGGUUGGAGUCAAGGGCUACAUCUACUUCAUGGCCAAGGACCAGAAUGGGUGCCGGUUCUUGCAGCAGAAGUUUGAGGAAGGGAAACACCAUGUGGAUGUGAUCUUUGAAGGAAUCAUCGACCACAUUCCAGAGCUUAUGAUCAACUCUUUUGCCAACUAUCUCGUACAGAAGAUGCUGGAUGUAUGUGAUGAAGAUCAGAGGAUGAGGAUCAUUACCGUGCUGACGGAGGACCCUGUGAGGCUGCUGAAAAUCUCUCUAAACACACAUGGGACAAGGGCAGUGCAGAAAUUGAUAGAGACUGUUAGGAGCAGAAAGGAGAUUGUACACAUUAUUUCAGCCCUACAACCAGGCUUCAUGCACCUUGUCAAUGACCUUAAUGGUAAUCAUGUCAUACAGAAAUGCCUGACAAACUUUGGGGCAGAGGAGAACAUGUUUAUAUUUGAGGCUGCUGCAACUCACUGUCGUGAGAUGGCAAUGCAUCGCCAUGGAUGUUGUGUUUUACAACGUUGCAUAUCUAUUGCACGUGGUGGAUAUCAGGCCAAGCUAGUUGUAGAAGUAUGUGCUCAUGGCUUUGAGCUUGCUCAGGAUCCAUUUGGGAAUUAUGUGGUCCAGUAUGUUCUGGAACAGAAAAUUCCUUCUGCAAAUGCACACUUGGCAUCUCAGUUUGAAGGAAGGUAUGUUUACCUCUCUAAGCAAAAGGUGAGCAGCAAUGUGGUGGAGAAAUGCCUGAAGUUUUUCUCGGAUGAUGAAAAAUCUGUCAUAGUACGUGAAUUGAUCGGAGGGUCUCAUUUUGAACAACUGCUGCAAGACCCUUAUGCCAACUACGUCAUUUACACUGCCCUUCUCAACACCAGGGGCCAUCUGAACAAUACCCUUAUUGAUGCAAUCCGCCCUCACGAGGAAGCCCUUCGGACUAGCCCCUGUUGUAAGAGGAUCUCCAGGGCCCUCUCCAGGAGGUGAGAGGUGUACAAUCUGUACCUGUGGUACAAGGAAGGCUGCCUGUAUUCGAUUGCUGUCAAUUUACGUCCACUAGCUGUUCACCAUAAUGUAUUCUGCCACACCGCCCACACGAGCCUCAGGCUUCCGCAAGGCGGGUUUUGGUCGCUUCAAGUUAUCGUCAGGUUGUCGAAUUUUUCCCAGGUGCUACCGCCCGUCCGUGUCUUCCGUGAUGGUGAUGCUGUAGUGUAGAGUUGUAAAAGGAACUUGUGCUUUCUGCCUUCUCUGCUUUGUAUCUGAUGUAUUAUUUUCCCCUUCGGUUUGU